This is a messenger RNA of Scleropages formosus (Asian bonytongue), 1479 nucleotides long. Its product is annotated as V-type proton ATPase subunit d 2-like. Gene Ontology annotation, cellular component: proton-transporting V-type ATPase, V0 domain. Gene Ontology annotation, biological process: proton transmembrane transport. The record is from RefSeq and is a predicted model, not a curated record. NCBI's taxonomy places the organism in Eukaryota, Metazoa, Chordata, Actinopteri, Osteoglossiformes, Osteoglossidae. Gene Ontology annotation, molecular function: proton-transporting ATPase activity, rotational mechanism. The transcript has 8 exons. Bases 128 to 1183 code for a protein of 351 amino acids.
GAAGCUCAAAUAUAGCAGAUGACCCUGUAGCACAUGGUGAGGAAAAGACAAAAGUUGGUCAAGGCACAGAGUAGGAGAGGAGAACACACCAGUGUACUGAGGGACAGUCAGACACACAUACUUCAGCAUGUCUGGAUGUGCAGAGCUCAGCUUCAACGUGGACAACGGAUACCUGGAGGGGCUUGUCCGUGGGUUCAAAGCUGUAAUCCUGAAACGGGUGGACUACAUCAACCUGGCACAGUGUGAAACGCUGGAGGACCUCAAGCUACAUCUCCAAAGCACAGACUAUGGGAACUUCCUUGCCAAUGAGAAUGAGGAUCUGACCGUGUCCAGGAUUGAUGAUAAAAUGAAAGAGAAGCUGUUCACAGAGUUCCGCUGCCUCCGCUCCCAUUCUGUGCAGCCGCUGUCCACCUUCCUGGAUUACAUCACCUACAGCUACAUGAUAGACAAUGUGAUACUUCUCAUCACGGGGGCAGUUCACCAACAGCCCGUGUCGGAGCUGCUGCCUCGGUGCCACCCCCUGGGCAACUUUGAGCAGAUGGGAGCCGUUAGCAUUGCUCAGAACUCCACAGAGCUGUAUAACGCAAUCAUGGUUGACACACCACUCGCUCAGUUUUUUCAGGAUUCACUGUCUGAAAUGAACCUGGAUGAGAUGAAUGCUGAGAUCUUGAGGAACAAACUAUAUAAGUCCUAUUUAGAGUCAUUCCACAAGUUCUGCAAAGAGAAUGGAGGAACAACCAAGGAAAUAGUGUGUCCAAUCCUAGAGUUUGAGGCAGACCGCCGAGCCUUCAUCAUCACAGUGAACUCAUUUGAAACGGACCUUAGUCAGGACGAGAGGAGCCAGCUGUACCCCACGUGUGGCAAGCUAAACCCAGAGGAGCUGCGCAUGCUGGCUAGUGCCGAAGACCAUGAGCAUGUCAAAGCUGUGGCCGACCAUCACUCUGAUUACAAGCUCAUCUUUGAAGGAUCAGGGGACAGUUCCAGUGACAGGACACUGGAAGGCAGAUUCUUUGAAUAUGAGGUGAAACUGAACACUCUGGCAUUCCUGAACCAGUUUCAUUUUGGGUUGUUUUAUGCCUACAUCAAGCUGAAAGAGCAAGAGAUCAGGAACAUUGUGUGGAUUGCAGAGUGCAUUGCACAGAGACAGAGGUCUAAGAUUGACAACUACAUCCCCAUUUUUUAGACUAGAAAAAAUACAUAUAAAAAAUAUUCAAAAUAACGCCAUAACACAACUCUUUGCUUUAUCCCCACAUGAACAAUGGUGGCCCUUCAUGAGGCUCUGCUGCCAAGGGCAUUUUUGUUCCUUUGAACCCCCUGGACAAGCUGAUCCCACUCGCCUUAUCUUAAUGAAAAUCAUUCAGAAUGUUGAUGGUGACUUACUCCAGUGUGUGUAUGAUGAAAAGAUGAGUCCUACUCAUACAAGGAUUUUUUUUUGUAAUAAUAUAAAGACACAGCUCAUUUCUCUUUCCAUUUCUUACA